AUGUCGUUCAACCGCUCCGCCUCCAUGGUGACGCCAAUCCUCCUGAGAAACGCUGUCAGAACUCCGCGCAGAAACCCCAGAUUGUUCCCCCACGACAUAUCAGCGAUCGCCGCCCUCGUCUCCAGACAGCGCUAUGCCACAGACACCUCCACAUCCUCCCAGUCGGGCGGCAACUUCCCUCCGCCCGGUUUCAACGCCCAGGAGGCGAAGAAGCCCCUUCCCAAGGAAGACCAGCAAAAGUCGCAGUCCGCGCUGAAGUCGCAAGCCGACAAGGACUCCAUCAAGGUUGAAAUACCGAGAGACAGCCCCACUGCACACCCCAAGACUGAUGCCGCCGAGGCAGAAAGCUUGAUCGAGCUUGCUGCGGAGCAGGCGACAGCAGACAAAAUAGAGCAAAAGAAGCUCGCCAAGAAGAUUGAGGAGCACAAGAACCUCACUCUGUGGCAAAAAGUCAAGAAGGAGGCCAAUCACUACUGGGAUGGCACCAAGCUGCUCGGAACUGAGGUCAAGAUCAGCACCAAGCUGGCUUUGAAAAUGGCGGCGGGCUACGAACUAACCCGCCGCGAAAACAGACAGCUUCGCCGUACUGUCCAGGACCUUGGUCGCCUCGUACCCUUCUCUGUUUUCGUCCUUGUCCCAUUUGCUGAGCUCCUCCUGCCUGUUGCGAUGAAGUUGUUCCCCAACAUGCUUCCGAGCACAUACGAGGGCCAGAAAGCCAAAGACAACAAGAUCACCAGCAUGCGCGCGACCCGGAAGGAAGUCAGCGACUUCCUCCGCCACACACUACAGGAAGGCGGUUUACCCGUCAGCGCUGCAAAUGCUCAGCGCGAGGAGUUCACCCAAUUUUUCCGCAAGAUUCGCAGCACCGGCGAGGAUCCCACCCAAGCCGAUGUUAUCAAGGUCUGCAAGAUCUUCAAGGAUGACCUGACUCUGGACAACUUGUCUCGCCCUCAGCUUGUUGGAAUCUGCAAAUACCUGGGUCUGAACACCUUUGGCACCGACAACAUUCUCCGCUACCAAGUCCGCCACCGUAUGCGCCAGAUCAAGCGUGAUGACAAGAUGAUUUUCAUCGAAGGCGUCGAGUCCCUCUCUGUCCCCGAACUCCAGAAUGCUUGCGGCAGCCGUGGUCUUCGGACUCACGGCGUCAGUCCGGCUCGCCUUCGGGAGGAUCUUCAGAUGUGGUUGAAUCUCCGUCUCAAGUACGGUGUGCCGUCAACACUUCUCGUCUUGAGCAACGCUUUCAUGUAUGGCCAAGGCAAGGAGACGGAGAUGGAGACUCAGAUCGAUGCUUUGAAGGCCGUCCUCUCCAGCAUUCCCGAGGAGUUGUUCCACGAGAUCGAGCUUGAGGUACACACGGCCGAAGGUGCUGCGACCAACAAGCAGCGCCUUGAGGUCCUGAAGGAGCAGCAGGAGCUUAUCGAGGAGGAGAGCGAGCAAUCGGGCAGCACUGGUGAGGCGACUGCCUCGUCGACACCGAAAGAUGACAAAGAUAUCGACGAGAAGGAGGAGGCCGAGGCCGAGGAAAAGCAACAGGUUCAGGCAAAGGCCGACGAGUCUGCUGCGGAAAAGCAGAAUGUCGAAGCCAAGAAAGCUGAGCAGGAAGCUGAGAAGGCCUAA
Messenger RNA from Diplodia corticola, 1617 nucleotides. Its product is annotated as mrs7 family protein. Gene Ontology annotation, molecular function: ribosome binding. Gene Ontology annotation, cellular component: mitochondrial inner membrane. The coding region runs from base 1 to 1617 and encodes 538 amino acids. The transcript has 3 exons. Gene Ontology annotation, biological process: intracellular monoatomic cation homeostasis. The record is from RefSeq and is a predicted model, not a curated record. NCBI's taxonomy places the organism in Eukaryota, Fungi, Ascomycota, Dothideomycetes, Botryosphaeriales, Botryosphaeriaceae.